UCACAGUCUUGCUUUCAGUGUCCCUCUAGGAAUGUGGACUCUCUCAGAUUAACCGUUAAGUUGGCCUUCCUCCCUGAAAACAAAAGGGAAACUCUCCCUCUUCAUCCCUGGCCCUGCAAGAGGAUCCAAGAGUGUAUGGACAGCAGAGCAUGCCGUUUACACGGGAGAAAUACUCACUCUCUCUCUCAUCCCCUCACCGCAAUCAGACGACAUUUCCCUACUGGUCAGAGGUGCCCUUAGAACAGUGUCCACUCUGGAAAAAGAGGUCUAUCAAUCAAACAACAUGUGUAGAGGAAGAGGAGACCAUCAUCUCACUGAAGAAAGCAAGUCAUGUAAUGGAAGGAGGAAAAGGAGUACAAUCCAAACCAGUGCAUUGCCAGGGUGAGAGGGGAAUGUGCACACCCACACAUCAAGGCUCGUUAACUGAAAAGUCAACUUCACCGUCAAAGCCUGAAGUGCACAGCAUGGCACUCUUCUCAGUAAAAAUAAAGGCAAAGCUUGAUAUGGAUGAAGUUUUUGGAUGCCUGGCAGAUGAUGGCUCAAGAGUGGGCAAAUGAGGAAGAGACCCCUACUAGUGGCAAUAGUGAGUGUUGGGCCAAUGACACCCAUGAGCAGAAGAGAAAAGGAAGGACUCGCCAGAAGAUGCUGAGUGAGGACACCACCAGCUCAGAUGCACAGCGCCAGGACUUCAGGCAGUUCUGCUACCAGGAGGUUGAGGCCCCCCUAGAGGUUUGCAGCCGACUCAACAGCCUUUGCCAUCAGUGGCUGGAGCCAGAAAGACACACACAAGCUCAGAUGCUGGACCUGGUGAUCCUGGAGCAGUUCCUGGCCAUCCUACCCCCAGAGAUGGAGAGCUGGGUCAGAGAAGGCGGAGCAGAGACCAGUUCCCAGGCAGUGGCCCUGGCGGAAGGUUUCCUCCUGAGCCAGGCAGAGGCCAAGAGGCAGGAAGAGCAGCAGGCAGUGAAAUGACCCUGAUGCCUCAUUUCAGGACUUCUCCUUCGUGUGGUGGAAGUGAUACGGUUGCUGUGCCAUCUUUGGGUCAGGGAAUAAGAGAGAGAGGAAGAAAGAGGGCAAACUGCAGAGAAGGAAAACUGAAGCCAGUCCCACAAGGAGGGAGCCAUCUAUUGCUUCAGAAGUUGCUGGCUUCAGUGGAAUUCCUGUCCAAGAAGAAUGUCACAAACAGAUUGAGACCCCACUUCAUUUAAAAAUCUUAACUAAGGAAUCCAGCCUUCCUCCACAUCAAAGAAUGACUAAAGAGGAGAAACCACUCAAAUGCUCAGAAUGUGGAAAGUGCUUUUACUGGAAACACUUUACUACACAUCAAAGAAUCCACAUGGGUGUGAGGCCGUAUACAUGCUCAGAAUGCGGAAAGAGCUUCAGAUGUAAUUUACGUCUUUGGUCUCAUUAAAGAAGGCACAUGGGAGAAAAGCCAUAUCAGUGCUCCGAGUGUGGAAAAAACUUCCGUGAUAAAGCAAGCAUCACAAGGCAUCAGAGAAUCCACACAGGGGGGAAACCAUAUCUAUGCUCCGAGUGUGGAAAAAACUUCCGUGAUAAAGCAAGCAUCACAAGGCAUCAGAGAAUCCACACAGGGGGGAAACCAUAUCUAUGCUCCGAGUGUGGAAAAAACUUCCGUGAUAAAGCAAGCAUCACAAGGCAUCAGAGAAUCCACACACUGGAAAAACCAUAUCUAUGCUCCGAGUGUGGAAAAAGCCAGGUGAACCACCUUACUAAGCAUGAAAAAACACAUAAGAGCUUCAGUGCCAGCAUAAGCCUUGCUUAUCAUCAGCUAACCCACACAGGGGAGGGUUCAGAAUGUGGAAAGAGCUUCAGUUGCAGGAGAAUUCUUACUUAUCAUCAAAAUAUCCAUAUAGAGGAGAAGCCAUAUAGAUGCCCAGUGUGUCAAAUAAACUUCAGUGACAGCACAAGGCUUAUGAGACACCUGGGAAUUCACACAGAUAAUAAGAACAUAAGAACAGCCCUGCUGGAUCAGGCCCAAGGCCCAUCUGGUCCAGUAUCCUGUUUCGCACAGUGGCCCACCAGAUGCCGCUGGAAGCCACAGACAGGAGUUGAGGGCAUGCCCUCUCCAUUACUCCCCUGCAACUGGUACUCAGAGGCACCCUGCCCUUGAUGCUGGAGGUGGCCCACAGCCCUCUGACUAGUAGCCAUUGAUAGACCUCUCCUCCAUGAAGUUAUCCAAACCCCUCUUAAAGCCAUCCAGGUUGUUGGCUGUCACCAUGUCCUGUGGCAGAGAGUUCCACAAGUGGAUCACGUGUUGUGUGAAAAAGUACUUCCGUUUGUUUGUCCUAGACCUCCUGGCAAUCAAUUUCAUGGAGUGACCCCUGGUUCUAGUGUUGUGUGAGAGGGAAAAUAAUUUCUCUCUCUCCACUUUCUCCACACCAUGCAUGAUUUUAUAGACCUCUAUCAUGGAGGUCUCCCCACAGUUGUCUUUUUCUAAACUAAAAAGCCCCAGGUGUUGUAGUCUUGCCUCAUAAGAAAGGUGCUCCAGGCCCCUGAUCAUCUUGGUUGCCCUCUUCUGUACCUUCUCCAGUUC
Hemicordylus capensis (graceful crag lizard) is the source of this 2551-nucleotide messenger RNA. RefSeq names its product zinc finger protein 79-like. Gene Ontology annotation, biological process: regulation of transcription by RNA polymerase II. NCBI's taxonomy places the organism in Eukaryota, Metazoa, Chordata, Lepidosauria, Squamata, Cordylidae. The record is from RefSeq and is a predicted model, not a curated record. Bases 1418 to 2128 code for a protein of 236 amino acids. Gene Ontology annotation, molecular function: DNA-binding transcription factor activity, RNA polymerase II-specific; RNA polymerase II cis-regulatory region sequence-specific DNA binding. The transcript has 4 exons.